Molecule: messenger RNA, 4379 nt
Organism: Paramormyrops kingsleyae
Lineage: Eukaryota; Metazoa; Chordata; Actinopteri; Osteoglossiformes; Mormyridae
Source: RefSeq, a predicted model, not a curated record
GAAAGUGUGAACUAGACCUUUGGGGUUUUGUAAGUGCUCAUAUAAAAAUGAUAAUCCUCGCGACAUGUUCUGCAUAUUUUUACCCGCAGUACUUGCUUAUCACGGUUUUCUCCUUGGUAUCGCGAAGCACAUUAACCUGCCCGCAUCUGCCUCCUCCGCUCCGGCGUGCCUUUGCCCUACACCCCCUCAAUGAUGGCGGUAGAUGGUACCGGUGAUGUCCUGAAAGCCCCGCUCGAAGACACAGAGAUGGACGAUCGGACCGUCCCAAGCAGGAUGAAGCAGGAUGUUGAGUCGGGCACCACGCUGGAAUCUGUAACAGCUGCUAUACAGUGCAGGGAUGUCUGCAGGUCCUAUGGCAAGCUGAGGGUACUGAACGACCUCAAUCUGACCGUGCUACAGGGACAAAUCUACGGCUUGCUGGGGCCGAGCGGCUGCGGCAAGACCACGCUGCUGAAGUGCAUCGUGGGAACGCUGAAGAUCUCACGGGGUCACAUCACCGUCCUGGGGAAGCCCCCUGCCUCUCCCGGACAUGGGGUACCCGGUAGGAUGGUCGGGUACAUGCCCCAGGAUCUGGCCUUGUACAAUGAGUUCACCAUCAGCGAUACCUUGUGGUUCUUCGGCCGCAUCCACGGCCUCUCUGGAAAGGAAACGCAGACCCGGAUGCAAUUCCUCAUCGAUUUCCUGGAUCUGCCUCAGAAAUCCAUCCUGAUCCGGAAACUCAGUGGAGGGCAGAAGCGGAGAGUGUCACUGGGUGCCGCCUUGCUCCAAAACCCCGAGCUGCUGAUCCUGGACGAACCCACCGUAGGGGUAGACCCCGUGUUACGCGCCAAGAUCUGGCAGCACCUGGUGGAGAUCGUGAAGGACGGGCAGGUGUCCGUCAUCAUCACCACGCACUACAUCGAGGAGGCCGGGCAAGCCCACGUGGUAGGGCUGAUGCGUAAUGGCCGUCUGCUGGCGGAAGCCCCCCCGGACGCGCUCAUGACGCAGCACAGCGUGACGACGCUGGAGGCCGUCUUCCUGCAGCUAUGCGAGUCCUCGGACCAGACGGGCCACAAGCCCUGCACGAGCAGCCCCCAGGACCUGCGCACAGAGGACAGCCAGUCGUCCGAGGGCAGCCGGGACGAGAGCCGGCCCAUCCUGAGUGAGGCGGCGACUUCCUCCACCCAGGACUCCGAACUGACACCGGACUGGAAGGUGAGGGCGUGGCACAUAACCCCGAAGUGGCGUAACAUCACAGCCUUGAUGAUCAAGACGAUGGUGCGGAUGAAGAGGUUGCCAGGCUUCCUGUGUUUCCAGUUCCUCCUACCUGUCAUCCAGAUCUCCCUGAUGUGCCUGUGCAUCGGCGGGGACCCCCGGGGCAUCCCCGUGGCUGUGGUCAACAACGAGACCAGCGGCGACUUCUACAGUCGGACGCUGCUCUCCUUCCUGGAUAAUUCCAGCAUUCAGCAGGUGGAGCUGUCCCACGCAGAGGCCUUUGCUGGGGCUUAUGAUGGCCAGUACUGGGCAAUCAUUGGCUUUGGAAAGAACUUCUCCAGCUACUUAAUGAAGAGAAUUUUGCAACCCCGAGUUACGAGGGACAUCGUGGAGGGAGGCUCCGUUCAUGUGUGGCUGGACCUGACUAAUCGACAGAUUGCCAUCAUGCUCCAGAAAAAGGUGCAAGAGGCAUUUGAGGUAUUUAAAGGGGACUUUCAGGUUGUGAUGCAGAUCUUGGGACUUCGCCACAGCUGUAGAUUCGAAGAGCCCAUUUACGGCACCAAGAACACAGACUUUACCACCUUUGUGACUCCCGGAGCCAUUCUAAGCAUUACCUUCUACCUGGCAGUUGGGCUGACUGCCCUGUCCUUUGUGCUUGAGAGGAAGGAGGGUCUUCUCGACAGGUGCUGUGUAGCAGGUGUGAGCUGCUUGGAGACCAUGCUGGCCCACCUCUUCUCCCAGCUGUUCAUCAUCAGUGUCCAGAUAUCCCUGAUGCUCCUCUUUAUUUUCCUCGUCUUCAAGGUUCCCAAUGAGGGUCCGCUGGUGCUGGUCAUCGCAUUGAUAGUCCUGCAGGGUGUGACUGGUAUCACCUUCGGCCUGGUCAUCUCAGCAGCCAUCGACGACGAACAGUCAGCCAAUCAGGCUGCCCUGGGCGUCUUCUACCCUAACCUCAUCAUCAGUGGUAUCAUCUGGCCUGUGGAGUGUAUCCCAUACCCUUUACGCUACCUGAGCCUGGUCCUGCCCCAGACCUAUGCCUCUGAAGCCCUGCGCUGCAUCAUGUACAGAGGGUGGGACCUGUCGCGGAUGAUGGUGUGGCGUGGCUUCGUGGUCACCUUGGGGUGGAACACCUUCUUCCUGGUCCUGGCCAUGGUCAUCCUCAAGCUGCGCACCUGAGGGGCGGGAUUGGGGAACGUCAUGCCGUCGUGGGCACGUUUGGUGUCGGGGAGUGUCGCUAGGCAAGGUGCAGGCUCCACAGAGUGGAACAGGCCUCACUGGCUAAACUUCUUGUUUGCCUGGUGGGGGGGGGGUAUUUACCCCCCUCAUUGCUUCUCCCUCCUCAUGCCCACAUUGGCUGGGACCGGUGCUGUGUGAUUAUUGACAUAUAUUACCUCUGGACUUCCCUAUCAGCCUUAAAAGGGUUGAUUUUACAAAGGCUAUUUUGGGUGUGAGGACUUGAUUACUGUAGCUAAUCACAGAAAAAAAAUUACAUAUAGUAUAUGAGAGAGGCAGAGAUAUAUAUAUUCCUUUUUCACUACAUUUGUACAUAUUGUACUCUGGUGACACCCAAAGGUGAGAGAACCAUCGUGUGAUGGGUUGAAAUAGUCUAAUGACGUUAAAAAUCUACCUUUUAGUUGCAUAUAAAACGGCAUUGGACCCUGAUGCCAGUUUUCUAAUAUGGUGCCAAGUAAAAACAGGACUGAACCGGACCAGGAUUUUAUUCAUGUAUUUGUGUCAGGAACCAAGACUGGGCCUUUAACCGCAAGACCAUGACACAAGUAAUGAGGCCGACCCUCGAUGAUUAGUUGCUGUAUUGAUUGACCUCAUAAUGCAGCAUCCAAGUGCUUUGAGACAAAACCAGCAAUAAACCCAAUAAAAAAGCACAAAUACCAGCUAUAUUUAAAAUUAUUACAUAAAUUAAAAGUGACCUAGCUAAUAAUUUCCUGGCGCUUACCACAGGCAAAAAGAGUCAGAUGGAUUUUUAUUUUUUAAAUUAUAGGGCACAGCUAGCUGUAAAGAUUUGACAUAUUACAAAGUGUAGACUACGAAGAUAAAUGUUUUUCAUGUCAUACUACACAAACCUCGGUUGAGAAGUACAUUAAUGGACAUGCAAAACGGUGUUCUGUAUGACGUUCCUCUUGUGUAGGCCGGCACAACAAUUAGCCAAUCAGGGGGCCUCACCAUGGAAACGGUUGUAGGUGGGUCUCUGUGUCUGCAGCUUCCUUAUAUGGCGCAGGGCUGUGAAAUGAUGAAGGGAAAACAAACGUAUGUGUCCUGGUGAGGCCAGAUGAUGGAAACAUUACGUCUGUGACCACUGACCGCUAACAAUGACUCCUCCCUUCCUCAAAAGACUGCUGCUGUGCCCGUCGGCUCCACUUAUAUUUGGCUGUCUUCACCAGUAGUAGAGCUGGAAUUAGGGGUGGUGGAGGGCCCCCUCUGGUUGUUGGUGGUAAUGCAGCAUACCCAUGCCUACUGCUUUCAUCACAGAAAAAUAUAAUGUUAUGUUAAUUACCUCACAAGAGCUCAUUCUCUCAAGAUUUCAUGUCUGCUGAAUUUCUUUGUGCCACUGAGGAAUAAGAGGCCCUGACCAUGUUUACAAUUGGGCCAUCGAGGCCGAAGGGAGCUUCUGAUUGGUACCAGUCCAAUGGUCCAAAGUUGAGACUUGCUUGUGUGUUUUCCAACAUCUGGUAUUUUUUUUAAUGUAUUUUUCUCUGAAUUUUAUUAAACAUGACAAAGCAAAUUGAUUCUUCAUCUGAACACUUUUUGGAGACACAUCAGCUGACAAGUCUGAGGAAAUAUACGUAAUUGUAAACCAAAUGUAUUUCGGGACGUUUGAUGGGACGGGAAUGUUAUUAAACUGUCAAGACUGCUGGGGACUGAUUUUUACCAACAGAGGGGUGGGGAACGGGAUAUCAUAGUACCCAAUCUGGACCUGGAUCAGCGAGGACUUUCAUCCUGUGUUGCAAAUGACACGACACUGUAGUGUGUUGUGCCGCAUGAUACUUAACCUUAUAACACUGCUGUUUUACCCCCCCUCUGUGUCCCGCCCCCUACAUUAUUUUGAGGAGAAAAUAACAGAUUUCCUCUGCAUGGUGUCAUGUUCUCUCUUCAUGUUUUUACCCAGAUGCCCAUGCUAACAUGGCACUGAGUUCCUGGAGACCAGGGAUUUUGGGGGGGGGGGGGGGGGG